AUGCACUGUACAAUCUCUACAGCUUCCAGUCGUGUGGGCCGAACAACCCCGGAGGUGUUUCAGGUGUAUGGCGAGGUGGCGAUAGCAGGAGCAGCAGUGUUCCUGGUGAUUCAGCUGGUCAGCAUUAUCAAUUUCAUCUACGUCUGGAAUGACUCUUGGCUCAACAACGAUAAGAUGCACAAAUGGAUGGCGGUGGUGUCAGUCAUGUGCUACCUGCUCUUCCUCACAGGCAUCAUCCUCAUGUAUAUCUACUUUGUGCCCUCCUCCUCCUGCUCACUCAACAUCUUCUUCAUCACCUUCCUCCUCGUCCUCGUCGUCGCGCUCACCGCCAUCGCCGUCCAUCCCAAGGUGGACGCAGGCCCUCUCACCACAGGUGUCAUGGCGGUCUAUUUUGUCUUCCUCUGCUGGUCAGCGAUCAUGAGUGAGCCGCCCGCCGAGGCGUGCAACACUCGGCCUCGCCAGACCGGAUACGGCGGGUGGCUUGAUAUUCUGGCAUUCAUAGUGGCGCUCGUCAGCAUUGCCAUCUCAGUCUAUGCCACUGGCAUCGACUCUCGUUGCUUCUCGCUCCGGCCUAAAGACGAGGAAUCCGCCGGUAACGGAGAGGUGCCCUACGGUUACGGCUUCUUCCAUCUCGUGUUCCUUACCGGUUCAAUGUACAUGGCUAUGAUAUUACUGGGGUGGAAUAUGAAUCAAACCCCGGUUGAGUGGAGCAUCGAUGCUGGUUGGAUUAGCACUUGGGUCAAGAUGGCUUUGCUGUGGUUAUCUGCUCUGGUUUAUCUGUGGACGCUCAUUGCUCCCUUUGUGUUAAGAGGUAGAGACUUUAGAUGA
Closterium sp. Yama58-4 is the source of this 828-nucleotide messenger RNA. The record is from the annotation of a GenBank genome assembly. Lineage: Eukaryota; Viridiplantae; Streptophyta; Zygnematophyceae; Desmidiales; Closteriaceae.